AUGCCCGGACUGCGGGAUCCCCAUCACAAAAACAAAUGUAGCAAGACACAGGAACACGGCGUGUCCGGGGAGUGGCAGUCGAGACCCCCAGGGGUUGUAAACGACUUACAAGACAAGAUGAUGAUGAUGAUGAUGAUGAUGAUGAUGAUGAUGAUGAUGAUGAUGAUGAUGAUGAUGAUGAUGAUGAUGAUGAUGAUGAUGAUGAAGAGGAACAAAAGAGAGAAGAGACAGCGAAGGCAAAGAGAGCGACAUGAGAAGUGGAUGAAGGACGCAAGAAACAAAGGAAGGGAGGAGACUACCACGCUAUGGGCUUGGAAUAUCCAAAGGGCGCGAGUUAGUUUCCCGAAAAGAAACAGAUUCGCGGAGAUUGUUAAAUCCAUAGCCAACAGCAAGGCGGAAGUGGUAAUGAUGAGCGAACUCCAAGAACAAGAAGAAGGCUUCAAAUGGAUCAAGGCCAGGGAGAUUUUCGGAGUAUUGAUCCAUGGAAAAAGAAGUGGCAUUUUCCUAAGGGACCAGUGGGCCUCGAAAUGGGCAGAUCAAGGUUAUAGGAGAAUAAUCCGGGAGAGAAGCAUCUCGAUAGACGUGGAUGGCUACCGGUUUAUCUCGACAUAUCAACCACUCUGGGAAGGCCUCAGUAUCGAGUUCAUGAGGUACAGAGAGGAGCUCUCUACCCUAAUCGAGAGCAAGGACAUGGUCAUAAUAGGGGGCGACUUCAACUCAGUGGUAGGGGAGAGUGCUACCAGGGGGGCGGACCAGACGGCGGGUAUCCACGGUUUAGGCAAGACAAAUGCAGCGCGUAUGAACCUACUGGAAUGGUGCCAAGAGAAUAGCCUAGCCUGGUGCAACUCCUUUUUCAGCCACAAGAGGAGAGGAACAUGGAAUCAUCCCAAGAACAAAACAUGGCAUGAAAUAGAUGGCUUCAUUAUGAAACAAGAAGACCGGGCAAAACGCGCACGGAGGAUUUUCACGGUACCGACGAGCAAGAAUCUAAGCGACCAUAGACCGAAAGCGAUGUGCUGUACCCUGAAUAACUUUCUUGACAGGAAGCGCAAUAACAAGACCAGCCAACCCAAGAAGAAAAUAGACUGGGAAAAACUAAGAACGAUAACAAAGGCAACGGAAUACGCCAAUAAAUUAGCUACAGAAGAGCUCGAAAACUGGACACAAACAGCAAAGGCGAUGAAGAGAGUAGGAGAAGAAGUGUGCGGCACAGUAGAAAAAAAAACCCUAAACCCCGCGCUGGAUAGGCACAAAGAGGAAAUAGAAAGGGCUCAAAAGAGAAUAUGCGAACUAACAGCUCGAGCACAAGACGGAAACGAAGCAGCGAAAGAAGAGAGACGGAAAGCCAGAAAGGAUUUCAAAAGACAGAAGAAAGGUUGGGAAGAAGAAUGGUGGCUAGAGAUCGUCAACGAAGCCAAAAGAGCCGAAACUAGCGGCGAUAUGAGAAUCCUGUAUAAAACUUUGAGAAGGAUUGGCAUCAAAGACAAUAAUAGCUGUGUUGAGGACGAAUUCUUCAGCCCGGAGGAAUACAAAGAGCAUUUCAUGCAAGUCUCGGCAACGAGAUAUGACCGACCGGAGGAAGAAAUUAAAUCCUUAAUCGAUAGUCUGGAACAAAGAAGGGACACUGUGGCACGAGAAGCAGCACGGAAAAUAGAAAUGGAAUUCACAGUGCAGGAAGUGGAGCGAGAAGUUGCUCUCAUGAAGGACGGCGCGUCAGGGAUUGACGGAGUGCGCCUAAUUGGGAUCAAUGCCGCUGACAACACAACAAAAAGAGAAAUUUUCAAGAGCGUCAUACAACUGCUUGAAACAGAUCCAAACACCUGGCCUGAGGAAACCAAAGAAGGAUGGGUGGUACCCAUUCACAAGAAGGGCCCAAAGAACGAUCUACAAAACUACAGAGGCAUUUGCCUCCUUCCUUUAGCCAGCCGGAUCAUAGCCAGAGUACUGGCCUCCAGGAUCAGACUAUGGGCGGAAGAGAUUGGGGCACUAGACGAGAAUCAAAAUGGCUUCAGGAAGAACAGAUCGACCGCGGACGCGACACAGACUAUAAUCAGAAUCGACGAAGAGACAAGUAGAGUUCUGGGAAGGUCUAACCACCAUAACCCGAGAGGACCAGGAGCUGUACUCUUGGACAUAAAAAAGGCGUACCCGAGAACGAACAAACCACUUUUAUGGGGGAUACUAGGAAAGCUAGGUAUGCCUCCAAGCAUCUUAGAAAUCCUGAAAGGCUUACAUGAGAACACACAAUACCGAGUAAAAGGCAAACAGGAGCUGAGUACACCAUGGACGCCACAAAGGGGCCUUCGCGAAGGUUGCGCCACCUCGCCCAUUCUGUUUAAUAUUUAUCAUGCUACAUCCAUGAGGCAAGCCCAAAUGGAUCGGAUAAAGGAGUCAAAGGAAGAAUGCGGCUCGAAGUGGACCUGGAGACCGGGAAACAGCCUCCCCCCUGCGACGUCCCAAAGGAACCUACGGAGCAGCAACAGGAUUGAAUUCCAGAUACUGGACUCGCUGUUUGCGGACGACUCCACUCUGUUAGGAAGUAUGGAAGAGCUCAGUCGAGGUAAAGAGACAAUUAAGAAAACGAUGCUGAAGUAUGAAGAAGUGUGUCACAAUGGGAAAGAAGAAUUCAUAAUGUUUGGAAGCGAGGCAGCGGACAGGACAAGGAUGUUAGGAACUCUAAUUGGAAGAAAGGAAGACAUAAACGCGAGGAUUAAAAGAGGCUACCAUGCUUGGUCAAAGGCCAAGAAAUGGUUAUGGAAGUCAACACUGUCAAAGAAAACCAAGGCGGUAAUUGUCCAAGCAGUAGUAGAGUCAACCAUGCUAUUCGACUGCUCGGUGAGACCUUGGACAACCACGGACAUGUCGAAACUACAAAGAGUGGCCGAUAUAGCGUACAGAAACGUAUGGAAUAAUGGGAAGGGGCUGGCGCUAUACAGGAUGCAGAAGGAAGGGGUGAAUAGUUUUGAGAUCAGAAGGCAACUAGGAAUAACAUCAAUUCGACAGAAGAUAGAAGCACGGGCACUGAAGAGGAUAGGACACGUGACGAGGAUGCCGGACACAAGAACAGUAAAGAAAAUCACUCAGGGCAACUGGACGGAAGUAGGCGAAAGACCAAAGAAUGGGAAGAACAACACUAUAACGUACUGGAAAAGAAUUUUAAAAGAGGCAGGGUUAGAUUGGACUAACAUCGAAGGUCUAACUAUGGACAGGAAAAAUUGGAAGGGUUUUGUAAACGAAAGGAAGAAGGCCAUGGAUGAAUGGGAGAACAAGAUGUGCGAAAUACACAAAGGGGAUCAGAAACCAACCAGAAGCCAAGCCGGUAAAACAGUCACGGAGGAAGGGUUCAAAUGUCGUUGGCCACCAUGCGUAAAGACAUGCCGAACAAAGGUGGGACGAGACCAUCAUGAAACACGAAUCCACAAGCGCAAUGAACUAAUAUUUGAAUGUGAAAAAUGUCACACAACUUUCGAACAAAAAGCACAAAGAACGAACCACGCCAAGCAAUGUGGAGGGGCCCCAAGAGGGACGUGCCCGGACUGUGGGAAAGAACUUAGCACGACGAACAUGGCGAGACACAGAAGAACCUACUGUUCGAGAAGACAUGACACAAUGACUCUUAGAAGCGCGAGCACACUAGCCAGGACCACAUGCCCGGACUGCGGGAUCCCCAUCACAAAAACUAAUGUAGCAAGACACAGGAACACGGCGUGUCCGGGGAGUGGCAGUCGAGACCCCCAGGGGUUGUAA
Molecule: messenger RNA, 3747 nt
Organism: Symsagittifera roscoffensis
Lineage: Eukaryota; Metazoa; Xenacoelomorpha; Acoela; Convolutidae
Exons: 1
Coding region: 1-3747 (1248 amino acids)
Source: RefSeq, a predicted model, not a curated record